This is a messenger RNA of Mizuhopecten yessoensis (Yesso scallop), 1388 nucleotides long. Its product is annotated as transmembrane protein 43-like. The record is from RefSeq and is a predicted model, not a curated record. Bases 108 to 1352 code for a protein of 414 amino acids. Gene Ontology annotation, cellular component: nuclear inner membrane. Gene Ontology annotation, biological process: nuclear membrane organization. NCBI's taxonomy places the organism in Eukaryota, Metazoa, Mollusca, Bivalvia, Pectinida, Pectinidae. The transcript is spliced from 14 exons.
GUUUGAAGUGAAACUAGCAACAACUCGAUCAAGUAAAGUCCGAGUAACGUGAGAAGAAAGUCAUAUGUCCUGUCUGUAGAUUAUUUCUCAUAUCUCAACCUACUGACAUGUAUAGGCGUAAUUAUCCAGAUGACCCUGGAUUGCACAAUAUGAAUGAUAGGCACACUCGUACCACGUACAGGAGGAAUGCCACAUUUUUGGAGCGAGUUGGAAACAGCUGUGCUGGGAUACUGAUUGGAAUUGUAUUGCUUGUUGUUGCCUCUGGACUACUUUUUUGGAAUGAGGGCCGAGCAGUUCAGACUGCCCAAUCUCUUGAUGAAGGUUUAGCCAGUGUGGUGCCCCUAGAUAACACCAAUGUAGUGUUUGAUCAUAACCAUGGUAAACUUGUCCACCUCACUGGCAAAUUAAAGACAGAAAGGGUGCUGACAGAUCCGACCUAUGAUAUUGCAGUACAUUCGGUCCACCUGAGGCGGACAGUGGAGAUGUUUCAGUGGGUGGAGCAUCAAAGUAAAACAGAGCACAAUGAAGGCAGCCAUACCAGGACAGAAACUACCUAUUCCUAUUCACAAGAGUGGAGGUCUGAUCUCGUGAGAAGUGCACAAUUUGAUAGCGAAUUUAGCCAUCGAAACCCAACAUCCAUGGCAGUCAAGUCUAAGACCCAGACAGCUCACCUGGUGAAUGUAGGACAGUUUCAGCUAUCUCCAGGUUUGGUGGGAAAGAUUUCCAACUUUAGGCCAGUGGAAGCUGAGUUAAUUAUCAAACCAAAUGAUCCAAGUAUCCAUGUGUUGGAUGGACUCUUUAUACACAGCUUAAAUCCAACCAAUCCACAGGCGGGUGACUUGAGGAUAAAAUUUGAGUAUGCUGGUCUCAGUGGACAAUCGAUGAUGGGAGAUGCAGAUAGUGUGAGCAUUGUGGCCCGACAGUUGGGGAGUGAGCUGAAGGGUUACAAUACCAUUGCUGGGGACACCCUAGAACUACUGUACGAGGGAGCCCUGUCUGCCAAGGCAAUGUUUGCUAAAGAACACAGCACAAACACUGUUAUGACCUGGGCCAUCAGGUUUGGGGGCUGGCUUCUCAUGUUUGUAGGCUUCGGAUGUCUUACCAGUAUAGUCAGCACUCUAGUUGAUUGGCUGCCAAUUAUCCGCGAACUGGUAGCUGCUGGCGUUACAGUUCUGAAUCUGUCAAUGUCCAUCAGCCUGUCUCUCACGGUGAUUGCGAUUGGCUGGAUUCGAUACCGCCCCCUCCUUGGCAUCAGCUUAUUGGCACUAGCAGCCACGCCCUUCAUCUUGUCGAAAUUCCGGCGACAGCACCUGGGGACAGCCAGGUACAGUCUGUACUGGAUGUGUGUGUAGCGUCUGACAUUCUGCUGCCACCUAGCCCUCCACCAC